AUGCCUGAAGAAUUGACGGACUGCGGAAACCAAGUCGCCGUGCGCCUCAAGAUCACCAAGACCGACCAAACCGGGCAAGGUUGCACCGUGGCGCUGGCGGCGACCGGCCGCUCGGUCUGUCCCGUGCAGGCUUACCGGAAGUACCUUGCCCAUGCGCAGUUCACGUUGCCGGUGGGAAGCCAAGGUCAGCGAGCACCGCCAGGCCCCGUCCAACCGACCCUGGAGGUGCGGGUGGUCAGUCUACAGAUACGAGAGCCCAGCGUGGCAGUCGGGCUAGUAUGGAUGGGCGGCGCGCUGCAGCUGGCCGUGCAGCGCGCCAACGAACGCUAUGCGCAGCGCGGACUGCGCUUCUUGGUGCAUCCCGUGGACGUCAUGAUCAACUAUACCUGCGCGCAGACGGCCGCGGACGGGAUUUUCCACAUGGCCGACUAUUAUUACCGCCACAAUUUGGACCAGCAAUCGUUGGACACGUGUGACCUCUACUUCACCAACAGUUGUAUGGACUAUUUUCAGAUGCUCUCCCUAUCUAGCGAAUGGAACGCUUUCUUUUUCAACAAUGGUAUCGCGUUACUGUCAUCCGUCCCACCGCGAAUGACCCCCACGUACCUGUUGAAUCUGGCCGUCAGCGAGGUGGACGCGGCACGCACCGUAUGGGGCAUCCUCCGCUCCUUCGGCUGGUCGCGCGUGGCUCUCCUGCUGGACACGCGCGCCACCACCGUCUUCUACGCCUACCUGCUCAAUGCCGCCAAGGCCUUGUCGCUUGCCAACAACGUCCCGCUGACCUCCUAUCCCUUUCAGCCCAACGACAACGCUUCCAUCGCCACCGCCCUACUGCGCGCCCAGGAAAACAGUCGCGUUUUCUUCCUUUCUUCUUCUGCGCCCGUUGCCUAUCUGAUAAUGGAUCUGGCCAGUCAACUGGGGAUGACCAACGGAGAAUAUGUGUUCCUCAAUGUCCAGCCUGUCCAAAAUAACUUCUACGGAAAGGCAUCCUUCUUCAACAAUCCCAAGCCGUUAAUGUUGAACUUGACUUGGAACCUGAUUUUUCUCACCUUCCAUGAAUCCGACGACACCGAAUACGAGCGACAACUGAACGGUGAACUGCGUCAGUUGGCCUACGAGAUGUACAACGUCACAUAUGAGCCAGGAUUCCAGGCGCUAAGCAACUACCCGACACGCAUGGCUUAUACUGCCAUCGAGCUAAUUAGCGAUACCCUGGCCGGCAAACUGGAUGAAUAUCGCCGACUGCCGCCUGCGCAGCGCGCUGCCUUCUGCGCCGGUGAUCACCUGGCUUCGCUGCUGUUCAAUCGCACCAUCCCCUUGCCGCACGCCACCGUGGCGGUUGACCCACACGUCCACCGUUGGAUGUACCGGUGUGUGGCUUCUCCGGACGGGAAGGGCCUUGUCGCGACCGCGCAUUUUGCAGCACGGACCGGAUCCGUCUUGACCAUCGCUCUUCCGGUGGCCGUAGGCGUUGCGGUGGUGGUUCUGGGAGCAUCCUGUGCGGCACUCUUUGCAAUUCGAAGAGCGCGACGGAACGACCGAUCGCGUUACUGGUGGCUAAUCAACGAGAAUGAGUGGGACGGUAGCCUGAUUGCGACUGGGAAAGAAGUGGUCAAUCCGGUAUCAUGGAGAAACACGACGGUGUGGCUCACCACGAUGAAGAUCCACGGCCGUUGCAACUUGCCACUACUUGCGCGUCUCGUGCCCGAUACGACGCAUCCCAAUGUCAAUGCGCUGCUUGGUGUGGUUAUUUUGCCGCAUCAGGCCAUCCUCAUUUCGGAUUACUGCAAACGCGGCUCAUUACUGACAUUGUUGGAGGUAUUGCAGCUGGAUCAUGAUUUCCAGUUAUCCAUGGCCCGCGAUCUGGCCAAGGGUCUGAGUUAUCUGCACAACAACAUCGGCCGACCGCAUGGCUGUCUGUCUCCCGGCUGUUGCCUCAUAGACGAGCAUUUCACUUUGCGUAUUGGGCAGUUUGGCUUCGUCGCCAUCAGCCAUGCCCUCUCGCCAGAAAAAUCCCCGGACGCCCAUGCUCCCAAUAAGGACUUGGCUUUCCCUGCUGAUAUCUACGCAGCCGGUCAAAUACUUCUGGUGAUCAUCUACCAGUUGGCCCACACGGCGCCCUCCCAGCUAGCCAUCAGGGCAGCGAAGGAAGUCGAAGUCGGCAGCGAGAAAGAAGCGGCGAAUCCCGAUAUCCAGCGACGCCUCACACUCCUCGCCAACCGCUGCCUGCACAGUAAUCCCGUUUCGCGCCCAACGGCCAAGCAACUUUUCACCGACUUUGGGCGAUUGCGUGUGCCGGGGCAGCCGGCGUCCCGCAACGUCGUGGAAAGCAUCAUCAGACGCUUUGAGGCAUACACGGAAACCCUGGACGAAGCGGUGCGCGUGAAGACCGAGGAGUUGAUGGGCGAGCGAAAAAGGUGUGACGAUCUGCUUAGCGAACUACUACCCCGAUGCGUUGUGGACCAGCUGCGCAAUCACGAAAAAAUGGUAGCGGAGUUCUACGAUUCCGUCAGUGUCUUCUUCUCCGACUUGGACAACUUCGUCGACUGGAUGUGCAGCGUCCCACCCGAGAUGGUCAUCGGCACCGUCACGGCUUUGUUUAGUGCUUUCGACGGAGCCAUCCAGGAACUGGAUGUCUACAAAGUGGAGACUGUGCGGGAUAGCUACAUGGCAGUCAGUGGUAUUCCGGUUCGAGGCGACAACCAGCACGUGGUAGAGAUUUGCCGAAUGGCAAUCAAGCUGCUGCGUGUGUUUGCCGGUAAGGAAGCCAGAAGGAAUUCGAAGAGUCAAGAGACGCCGAUAACAACAAGCACUGGGCAUCCGAAUGUCGGCCAUCACUCACCGCUAGGACUGCGCUGCGGCAUCCACUCCGGUCCGUGUGCUGCCGGAGUCAUUGGCAUGCGUGUUCCCCGUUAUUGUCUGUUUGGUGACACGGUGAACGUGGCUGCCCGCAUGAACACUAACGGCCAGGGCGGUCGCAUCCACCUCAGUCAGGCCAGCCAUGACCUCCUCGCUGCCGACGCCGGCAACCACCGCUUCUGUUUGCAAGAGCGCGGGCUGCUUUUCGUUAAGGUAUGGAACUGGAUUCUUUGA
Messenger RNA from Paramacrobiotus metropolitanus, 3093 nucleotides. RefSeq lists its product as uncharacterized. The record is from RefSeq and is a predicted model, not a curated record. Gene Ontology annotation, molecular function: ATP binding; guanylate cyclase activity; protein kinase activity. The transcript is spliced from 19 exons. NCBI's taxonomy places the organism in Eukaryota, Metazoa, Tardigrada, Eutardigrada, Parachela, Macrobiotidae. The coding region runs from base 1 to 3093 and encodes 1030 amino acids. Gene Ontology annotation, biological process: protein phosphorylation; cGMP biosynthetic process; intracellular signal transduction.